Thlaspi arvense is the source of this 1983-nucleotide messenger RNA. The record is from the annotation of a GenBank genome assembly. Lineage: Eukaryota; Viridiplantae; Streptophyta; Magnoliopsida; Brassicales; Brassicaceae.
AUGAAUCAUGAUAAAGUAAACAUGGACCGUGGACCCCUCAAUUCCUUCACAGAUCUAUCCAUCGAGAGCGUGGGACGACUGUGCGCCACGUCAUACGGGGGGAAUCUUUGGCGGGUUAAAAUGUUACCAAUAAGAUUGGCGGCGGAAGAGAUCAUACGUCUCCUCCUCGUGAUCAGAGAGCAAUCAAUUAAAGAGACUCUGGACCUGGCGGCGAAGGACGACGAUGCAUCUCUUCCUCUGAUAAAACCUCCGUCAUCUGCGACGACCGGAGACAGAACCACGGCUCUUCAGACGCUCGGAAACAUUAUCGUCUCCAUCGUCGGUACCGGAGUCCUCGGGCUCCCUUACGCAUUUCGCGUCGCCGGUUGGUUCGCCGGAUCUCUCGGCGUCAUUAUCGUCGGAUUCGCCACCUAUUACUGCAUGCUCCUCCUCAUUCAGUGCAGAGACAAGCUGGAAUCGGAAGAAGGGCAAGAGGAAUCGAAAACGUACGGUGAUUUAGGAUUCAAGUGUAUGGGAACCAAAGGUCGAUACCUGACGGAGAUCCUCAUCUUCGCUGCUCAAUGCGGUGGCUCUGUAGCGUAUCUAGUGUUCAUAGGCCGGAAUUUGUCAUCCAUAUUCAGAUCGUAUGGACUAAGUAUGGUCUCUUUCAUCAUGAUCCUGGUUCCGAUCGAGGUUGGACUGUCGUGGAUCACUUCUUUAUCAGCUCUAUCGCCUUUCAGCAUCUUCGCUGACAUAUGCAACAUCAUAGCAAUGUGCUUCGUUGUGAAAGAAAACGUGGAGAUGGUGAUUGGAGGAGACUUCUCGUUUAGUGACAGAACAGCCGUUUCGUCUACCGUCGGAGGUUUACCGUUUGCUGGAGGAGUUGCAGUGUUCUGUUUCGAGGGCUUUGCAAUGACUCUGGCUCUUGAAGGUUCCAUGAGGGAGAGACAAGCUUUCCCUAAACUGUUGGCUAAAGUGCUCGCCGGGAUCACCUUCGUCUACGUCUUGUUCGGCUUCUGCGGCUAUAUGGCUUACGGCGAUGAAACAAAGGAUAUCAUCACACUCAACCUCCCAAAGAAUUGGUCUGCCAUUGCCGUGCAGAUUGGCUUAUGUGUUGGAUUGACGUUUACAUUCCCGAUCAUGGUACAUCCGCUGAACGAGAUCAUAGAGCAGAAACUGAAAAGGAACGAGUGGCUUCAAAAGCAUCAGUACAGCAACGAAACAGGUUCGGUCUCCAAAUAUGUAAUCUUCACAACGAGGACGCUUUUGGUGGUAGGACUCGCAGCGAUCGCGUCGUUAGUGCCAGGCUUCGGUACAUUUGCAUCUCUGGUUGGAAGUACUCUCUGCGCACUCAUAUCGUUUGUGUUGCCUGCUUCUUAUCACCUCACGCUGCUCGGUCCAUCGCUAAACUUAUGGAGCAAAUCCGUUGAUGUGUUCAUCGUGAUUUGCGGGCUGCUCUUUGCUGUCUAUGGUACUUACAACACAAUCGUCGGAGUGUGAUAUGCAAAGUGAAUCUGUCUAAAAAUGAACACAGCAGCAACAGAAAGUUGCUCAGAAGAAAAAGAAAAAUGUACAGCUGUUUUUACGUGAAUCUGAAACUGGGAGAUAGUGAGAAAAAAAUGAAACUGUUGUAUGAUUAUUCAAUGAGUGUCACUAGAAAUGGUGAGACACCUUUUAUAAUUUGGUUACUCUGACUUUUAUAAACCAUCACAACGAUUUCUGCCUCAACUACAAUGAUCCCUACCACAAAAUAUAUGCUUUAACAACAACUAUCUCAGCCAUCGAGAUAAAACCAUCUACCCCAAAUGUUGACAAUGUCGAGAUCAUCUUAGAUAACUCUGCAAUCGCAAUGGCUAUGGCAUCUCUCAUUGAAUCGGAUCACUAAUGAGACUGCUUCUGUUAUUAUUACCACUGCAGCUGCUUAUGUCGCCUUUCCUGCUGCUGAACAUGUUUUGACAACUCCUUCCUCUCAAUCAAGAACACCACAAACUAGUGAGAAUGUGG